UGUGGUGGAGCUGGAGCGGCGCGUGCGCGCGGGCGGCCCCGGGCGGGAUGGUGGGCUCCCUGCUCUGUUUCAUCCUGGCGCCGCUGGCCCGGCUCCUCGGCCGGAUUAUAGGCCCUUACAUUGAGGAUGACUCUUCAGGGGAAUGUUCAACAGCAUCAUUAUUGGAAAGUGACAGACUAUCUGAUGGAGAUUCUGCUCCACGGCUACCACUUAGCAAAGACCAGACUGCUUUGCUUCAGGAUUGGUUUCGGGAGAGGCCAGGUGAACCUUCAAAAGGGGAAUCAGCAGGGGAGACACCAGUGAGUGUUGACAUGGAGAAAAAGCCCCAGGAUCAACCAUCAGAGAGCUGGGAGGUGGAAGAGGCCACCAUGGCAUGGCAGCAAACUAAGAAUGUGCCAACAUUGUCCCAGCAGUCAGAACAGUGGCAGGCUGCUGCUGUGGAGAGUAUCAAUCAGGACCAGAGUAUUGUGGGAUGGCAGUUGACCUCGACAUCUGAGACUGUCACAGGCUGGCCAACAUUGUCAACCCAAGGACUGAAGGAUGAAACUGCAGGUUGGACACCAGCACUUGCUCAGAAUAUGGGUGGGUUUGAGCUCCCAACAGGCUGGCAGUUUCAACCUCGGCAGCAUGAUAGCCAGCGUGGUGGUAUUAUGGAAUGGCAAUCGAUGCCAGCACACAUGAAUGAGCCAGUUGCAGCUACAGGGUGGCAGUUUCCCACUCUGUUGGAUGUGAAUGCAGCAGCAAACGACCUGUGGCAGUUUCAAAGUGAAGGCAAUCUUGUAAUGGGCACAGACCCGUAUCAAGGUCUUCUUGCCAGAGUAUGGGAGGAUUUGUCAAGAUCCCAAGUGGAUGGCAAUGAUGACAACAAGUCAUUUGAGUUUACCAUAAUGUCGUACAAUAUUCUGUCACAGGACCUUUUGGAGACAAAUUCUGAUUUGUACUCUCAUUGUCAGCCUGAGUUCCUGAAAUGGGAAUUCCGAUUUCAGAAUAUUCUGCAGGAGUUUGAGACCUGGCAACCUGAUAUUCUGUGCCUCCAGGAAGUUCAGGAGAAUCACUACCAUCAGCAGUUUCGACCAGCUCUCCAACUGCAGGGUUAUGAGUGCGUUUAUAAACGACGCACUGGUAUCAAGACGGAUGGGUGUGCUGUGUGCUACAAAAAGGAGCGGUUCUCCCUGGUUUCCGAACACCCUGUGGAGUAUUUUCGACCCAUUGUGGAAACGUUGAACAGAGAUAACGUAGCGCUGCUGGUUCUCCUCCGACCCCUGACGCCAGACUGUGUCGAAGAAAACUCAAAAUUUCCUGACAUCUGUGUGGCAAACACUCACCUGAUUUUCAAUCCCAGACGGGGUGAUAUUAAACUCACCCAACUUGCUGUGUUAUUUGCUGAAAUUGAGCAACUAAUACACACAGCAGGUUCUGAUGGUAAUCGCUGUCCAAUCCUUCUCUGUGGUGAUCUGAACUCUGUCCCAGAAUCUCCUCUGUAUAAACUCAUCCAAAAUGGAGAGCUCUACUAUUAUGGAAUGCCAACCUGGAAGGUGUCAAGUCAGGAGGACUGUUCUUACCAGAUGUGUUCAAGGAAACUCUAUGGCCCUUUGUGGCCAAGCAGACUCAGGAUAACUGACAGUUGUCAGUAUGUUGAUAUGUGUGAAAAGAAGAGAACAGGAAAACGCAGAUAUGGUCGUGAGUUUCUCCUUCAGCUUCAAUAUUCCACACCAGCUCUUGAACGUCCAGAGAAUCUUGUCUUCAUUGAAGGUGUAACUGAUGCAAAACCAGAGCCUCCAGGGGAUGGUUCAGAACGCUACGUCAGUGUGUCCGAGCCAGAGGAUGAACUCUUCUGUAAUAGGUCUCCAACCACCCUCCGACACAACCUCAACCUAACAUCAGUCUAUAGUCAUUACCUACCUGAUACAGGUCGGCCUGAGGUUACAACCUGCUCAUCUGGUUUUGGCCUCACUGUGGAUUACAUCUUCUACUCGGCACAACCAGUCACCGAUAAGAGUGGAAAAGGGCGUAGGCGGUACAAGGAUGGACCCCUCAAACUACUGGGCCGACUCUCCUUGUUAUCUGAGCAUGACAUCUGGCUGGCUAACGGGUUGCCCAAUGGCAUCUGCUCUUCCGAUCACCUCUCGCUGCUUGCCAAGUUUGGAUUGAAAUCCCUUGGUUGAUUUUUAAAAAACAACUAGUGAGACUUGCAUGUGGCAAAUGAGCCCUCAUGAAGCUUCAAGGACAAACACUGCCUGCUGAGCAGAAUGAAGUUCUGAUUGUGAAUCAUAACACUGGCAACACCUCUCUUUCUCACCUCCCACUACCGCAAGACUAAAAAGAUACCUCCCAUCACCCAAGACAUCCUGUGAGCGGUUGCUUCGUUUGUCUUCUGCCUCCAUUCAGGAUCUGUUUCAUGAUGGUCGUUAAUACUGAGAAACUCUAUUGCAUUAUAUGCAACUUGGUGAUAUCAACUGUACUACAGACAAUGGGCAGUGCAGUGGGACAGAGCUGUUGUUGGUCAGGACAUCAUAUUACAGCAUUUGAAAAACACCUGUCUUGACAGAAACCAAUGCAGUGGCCUGUGAUUUUCUUUUUAAAAAAAAGAACAUGAAGAAAAUUCGUCCCAUUAAUUAAAGACAGAAACCCUCAAACACACAAGUUUGUUACCAAUUUGUUUAUCAUUGUUUGUUUUUCUUUGUAAAUGUUGGUGUAACUAGGCUCCAUACUUCUCUCUGGCUAAGUUCGGUAGUAGGCUGUGGAACCCAGAUCCACUGGCUAAAGGACCAAAUUCUUCAGUCAGCCGGAAUCAUGGGAUUUAUGAACUUGUGCCCAUAGUUAUUUUUUACAGUUGGUGUGUAAGAAUAGCUUGGAACAGUUUGGUGGCACUAUCUGUAGAUAAAGUGUAUAUUCAAAUAGUGUAAUUUUUAAAGGCUUUGUUUUGCCUAAUAUUUUUGUGAAAUGGUUCAGUAACAUUUUGAUUAAAUAAACGGCUUGUUUAUUUGACAGGUGGUGAGAUUGUUCAUUCCUAUUUAUGUAAAUGCUGCUGGAAUUAAUACAU
Molecule: messenger RNA, 3043 nt
Organism: Chiloscyllium plagiosum (whitespotted bambooshark)
Lineage: Eukaryota; Metazoa; Chordata; Chondrichthyes; Orectolobiformes; Hemiscylliidae
Source: RefSeq, a predicted model, not a curated record